Molecule: messenger RNA, 1647 nt
Organism: Otolemur garnettii (small-eared galago)
Lineage: Eukaryota; Metazoa; Chordata; Mammalia; Primates; Galagidae
Gene: GAB3
Product: GRB2 associated binding protein 3
Exons: 10
Coding region: 1-1647 (548 amino acids)
Source: RefSeq, a predicted model, not a curated record
AUGAGCGCUGGGGACGCAGUGUGCACCGGCUGGUUGGUCAAGUCGCCCCCCGAGAAGAAGCUGCAGCGCUAUGCCUGGCGCAAGCGUUGGUUUGUCCUCCGGCGGGGCCGCAUGAGUGGCAACCCUGAUGUCUUGGAGUACUACAGAAACAAGCGCUCAAGCAAGCCUAUCCGGGUAAUAGACCUCAGUGAGUGUGCUGUAUGGAAGCAUGUGGGACCUGGCUUUGUUCGGAAGGAAUUUCAAAAUAAUUUUGUGUUCAUCGUCAAGACCACUUCCCGUACAUUCUACCUGGUUGCCAAGACUGAGGAAGAAAUGCAUGUGUGGGUGCAUUGCAUCAGUCAGAUCUGCAACCUUGGCCACCUAGAGGAUGGUGCAGCCCAACAUACAUGCUUUUCUUCCCUCAGUCUACCAACUAGAUGCGACAGCUGGUCAAACUCAGACCGCUCCCUGGAACAGACUUCCUUUGAUGAAGUCUUUAUUGACUGCCUACAGUCGCUGCCCUCCAGUCAUUUGCUCCACCCCUCACUCCGUAGAAAUGGAUCUCAGGAGGAACCUUCCAUGAAGCUGCAGGCUGCCCUGAUCUGGAGCAGAGAAAUCAGUGGACCAUCCAAGGACCACUUGUCGUCUUCAUCAUUGCUGGAAACAUCCUUAAGUCCCACCAUUCAGAUAGAUAAAAACCAAGGUUACUUGCCACGUGGGAUGAAAGAACUAGACAUUAUGGCCAACACUCCACCUCCCCGCCCCCCUAAGCCAAGCCAUCUUUUAGAACGGUGCCAAGAGGAGCAGCUCCUGUGGAGUGGGCACAACAGUGGCAAGAAGGCAGAAUGCACCCUGGUUCCAAGAAGAAUCUCUCUCUCUGGUUUAGACAAUGUGAGAACCUGGAAAGCUGAUGUAGAAGGCCAAUCUUUAAGACACCGAGACAAGAGGCUUAGUUUAAAUUUGCCAUGCAGGUUCUCCCUAAUGUACUCCACAGCUUCAGCCAGUGCCAAAGACAGCUACAUGCCCAUGAGCCCCCAGGCCACUGCCUCUGAUAUUGGAUCCCAUUGCAGCUCUGAUGACUACAUCCCGAUGAGCUCAGGAAACAUCACAAGCCUUCUACCUGAACUGCCUGCAGACCUGGAGCCUCCUCCAGUGAAUAGAGAUCUCAAGCCUCAGAGGAAACAACGGCCACCUCCUCUGGACCUGAGAAACCUCUCCACCAUUCGGGAACACGCAUCUCUAACCAGGACUCACACUGUACCUUGCAAUCGAACCAGCUUUAUCUCUCCAGAAAGAAAUGGUAUUAAUUCUUCAAGAUUUUUUGCCAAUCCUGUUUCCAGAGAAGAGAGAGAAAGCUACAUCCAAAUGGAAGACCACCAAACAGCCGACUCCUUGAGCAGUGGUAGUCUCAUGUGGACAAAGAAAUUCAGCCUGGACUAUUUGGCCCUGGACUUCAAUUCACCAUCACCAGCCCCCAUACAGCAGAAACUUCUCCUUUCAGAAGAGCAAAGAGUAGACUACGUCCAAGUGGAUGAGCAGAAGACACAAGCUCUCCAGAGCACGAAGCAGGAGUGGACAGAUGAGAGGCAAUCAAAAGUAGUAUUUGGAGUGAAGAUUGGAGCCAGUGUUGCUACCAACAGGAUGACAUCAUUUGAUUCCAAUACCUGA